Didymodactylos carnosus is the source of this 792-nucleotide messenger RNA. The record is from the annotation of a GenBank genome assembly. NCBI's taxonomy places the organism in Eukaryota, Metazoa, Rotifera, Eurotatoria, Philodinida, Philodinidae.
AUGAGUAUUAGAUCAAGAAACGCAAGUUAUAAUGUUAUUAUUUUUGGUGAAUCAGGUGUAGGUAAAAGUUCAAUAGUUAAUAUGCUUUUUGACAAAGAUACUGUUGAAACAUCUGAUGGUGUCAUGGGUUGUACAUUUGAAUCAAAAUUAUAUCAUGAUACAAGAGAAGGAUAUUCAUUUAAUAUUUAUGAUACAGCUGGUUUAAACGAAUCUGAUAAAGGAAAGGUUAAAUCAGAAGAGGCAGUCGGAAAUCUGAUAAAAUUGGUUAAGAAUUUAAAAGAUGGUAUUCAUUUGUUAAUAAUGUGCAUAAAAAAGGGCAGAAUCAAUAAUGCUAUAUAUAAUAAUUAUCAAUUAUUUUAUGCUGGUAUUUUUUGUAAAAGUGUUCCUAUUAUACUAGUUGUAACAGGUUGUGAAUUAGAUGAACCUAUUAAUUCAUGCAAAAUUAAGAAUGAAAAAGCGUUAGUGAAAAAUUUUAAAAUGAAAUUCAAUGAUAUUGUUUGCAUUACUACCUUAAAUAAAGGUGAUUCUACUGUUGAUAAUUCAUUAAAAGAGCCUUGGAUUAUUCCAAACUUUGUUGAUUUCUUUAUGGUUAUGAUUAAACGAAUAUGGAACAUUAUUGCAAAUUAUUGUAAUUUCCGGGAAUUACCUCUAAAUAUGACAAUGUAUAGCAUAUUUCAAAAAUUGGGUUUUUGUGACACAGAAGCUACGGAAAAAGCUAAUAAACUAGUUAAUGACUUAAAAAAUGAUGACAUGACCAUACAAGUCGUUGAUGUUGACAGUCCUGCUAAUUAG